Rhineura floridana is the source of this 6416-nucleotide messenger RNA. RefSeq names its product kelch like family member 18 (gene KLHL18). The transcript is spliced from 10 exons. NCBI's taxonomy places the organism in Eukaryota, Metazoa, Chordata, Lepidosauria, Squamata, Rhineuridae. The coding region runs from base 27 to 2132 and encodes 701 amino acids. The record is from RefSeq and is a predicted model, not a curated record. Gene Ontology annotation, molecular function: protein binding.
AAGUGCACGCGCGGAGGACGAGUAGAAUGGAGAGAAAGGGGGGGAAGCAAGCACGCCGUUGCUAUGGCGACCGUUACUUCCUGUAUCCACCGUUGCUAUGGCCACCGCCGCUUUUCGCCCUGGGCGGAAGAGGACGCGGGUGCGUGGGCGGGGCCAGCUUCCGGCGCGGCUUCCCCACUCCCCCCGUCUCUGUGUGUCUUCUCAUCCAAGGCGGUGGCAAAAGGGGCUGGCCUUGUCCGGUUACGGCGGCCGGGCGGGGCCAGCCGGCGCCCGAAGCGACAGCGCCGCCGCUGGAAGAAAGGAAGGAAGGACGGCGUCUCUGGAGCCCCCUUCUGCUUCCGUCCGUCUCUGUGCAGCGUGCGCCAGCCCCGGCCGGCCCGGGCAAGAUGCUGGAAGCGGCUGGGCCGGAGCUGGACUCGGAGGACCUGGUGCACUUCUCGGUGGGGGACCUGCCCAGCCGGGGCUACGGGGUGAUGGGCGAGAUCCGGCGGCAGGGCAAGCUCUGCGACGUCACCCUCAAGGUUGGGGACCACAAAUUCAGCGCCCACCGGAUUGUCUUGGCAGCCUCCAUCCCUUACUUCCAUGCCAUGUUUACAAAUGACAUGAUGGAAUGCAAGCAAGAUGAAAUUGUCAUGCAGGGCAUGGACCCAAGCGCACUGGAAGCUCUGAUCAACUUUGCCUACAAUGGCCACUUGGCCAUCGACCAGCAGAAUGUCCAGUCCUUGUUGAUGGGAGCAAGCUUCCUACAGCUGCAGAACAUCAAGGAUGCCUGUUGUUCUUUCCUCAGAGAGAGGCUUCACCCAAAAAACUGCCUGGGCGUGCGCCAGUUUGCCGAAACCAUGAUGUGUGCCGUACUCUACGAUGCUGCCAACAGCUUCAUUCACCAGCACUUUGUGGAGGUGUCCAUGUCUGAGGAGUUCCUGGCUCUGCCCUUUGAAGAUGUCUUGGAGCUGGUCUCAAGAGAUGAGCUUAAUGUUAAGUUAGAGGAGCAGGUCUUCGAAGCCGCUUUGGCCUGGGUGAGGUACGACCGUGAGCAUCGAGAGCCCUUCUUGCCGGAGCUCCUCUCUAAGAUCCGCCUGCCUCUUUGCCGACCUCAGUUCCUCACGGACCGCGUGCAACAGGACGACCUCGUCCGCUGCUGCCACAAGUGCAGGGACCUUGUGGAUGAAGCAAAGGACUACCACCUCAUGCCAGAGCGCCAGCCGCACCUCCCGUCUUCCAAAACCCGCCCCCGCUGCUGCACCUCCAUUGCAGGCCUGAUCUAUGCCGUGGGGGGGCUCAACUUGGCAGCAAAUUUCUAUGCAGGUGACUCUCUGAAUGUGGUGGAAGUCUUCGACCCCAUUGCCAACCACUGGGAGAAGUGCCAGCCAAUGACGACGGCUCGCAGCCGGGUGGGCGUUGCUGUGCUGAACGGGCUCUUGUACGCCAUUGGUGGAUAUGAUGGGCAGCUGAGACUGAGCACAGUGGAAGUUUACAACCCUGAGACGGAUUCUUGGUCCAAAGUGGGAAGCAUGAACAGCAAACGUAGUGCCAUGGGAACAGUGGUGCUGGAUGGGCAGAUCUACGUGUGUGGUGGGUACGAUGGCACCUCCUCCCUUAACUCCGUGGAAGCCUAUUCGCCUGAGACAGACAAGUGGGCAGUGGUGACCCCAAUGAGUUCCAACCGCAGUGCAGCCGGCGUUACUGUAUUUGAAGGCAGGAUAUUUGUCUCUGGUGGGCACGAUGGAUUGCAGAUCUUCAACAGUGUAGAAUACUACAACCACCACACUGCUUCAUGGCACAGUGUGGCCAGCAUGCUCAACAAGCGUUGUCGGCACGGAGCCGCCUCCCUGUGCAGCAAGAUGUUCGUCUGUGGCGGCUACGACGGCUCUGGCUUCCUCAGCAUUGCUGAAGUGUACAACUCCAUGGCAGACCAGUGGUACCUGAUAGUCCCCAUGAAUACCCGGCGCAGCCGCGUCUCCCUUGUGGCAAACUGUGGCCGUUUGUAUGCUGUGGGAGGCUACGAUGGACAGUCCAACCUGAGCUCAGUAGAAAUGUACGACCCUGAAACCAACCGCUGGACGUUUAUGGCCCCGAUGGUGUGUCACGAGGGAGGGGUUGGGGUGGGAUGCAUACCGCUCCUGACUAUCUGAGGGCAGGGGGUUUUUUUGGGGAGGAGGAAGGGAAGAGGUAUGGUGUGCAUUUCAUGCAAGCCAUAACUUCAGAAUCGAAGAGCCCGUCUUGAAAGGACAAUCUACGGAGAGAGUCUAGUUCUAUCAAGAGAGGUACGUCAUUUCUAGGUGCUUGGGGCAUGAGUUGGAAAACCACAAACGGCUCACUAAACAGAACCAUGUGACUGUUGAGGUCCCACAGUGCUGCAGAAGUUUGGAGUUCCUAGGCCGUACGAGUGAAGUCUGCCAGCCUCCGUGUCCCAUGCCCUGCCAAACUUCUACUUUCUUUAAUUCAGUUCCCCUUCUGCUCCUUUGCUGAUGCUGCCUCGGUCCACAUGGGAUGAUGUCAUGGGUCUAGGUUUGUUAGGACAAUUGGGCUUUUCCUAGAAGAAAUGGUACCUCUAUUCUUGUAAAAAGGGGGUUCCUUUCUCUUCUAGGGUGAAAACACUCCAGGAACAAGGAAAACACCCAUCUCUGUUUCGUGUUCAGCACAGAGGGGUGAUUACACACACACACUUAUAUGGGUGAUUUUAUACAUUCUUAGUUUAUUUAUUUUAUUUAGACAGUUUGUAUACCUCUUCAAACAUCUCCAAGCAAAAUGAAGAAUUCCUGUGUUUCAGCAAACGGAGGAGAGAGUCAAAGAGAGUCUGCCCCUUCCUUCGCCUCACAACUAGGGGGAGUGGGUUCCUUUCUCUUCUAGGGUGAAAACACUCCAGCCACAAGGAAAACACCCAUCUCUGUUUCGUGUUCAGCACAGAGGGGUGAUUACACACAGAGGGGUGAUUACACACACCAGGGCUGGCUCCAGGAAUGCCGGGGCCCAUAGGUGUCAGCUUGCCGUGGCCCCCGCACAUGCACGCACGUGGCCCCCCCACGGCCCCCAUCUACCUGUCUGCUGUCUUUUACCAUUGCCCUUAACGAAGAUGGCGGCUGCAGUUUUCCUAAGGGGAUGACACCUCUGCUGCCAUCCUAGUUGAUGGCAUGCGUGCGUGCUAUGCAUGCACAUCUCUGCCAUCAACUAAGAUGGCGGCAGGGGCUUCAGUACCUUAGGGAAACCGCGGCCGCCAUCUUCAUUAAGGGCAAUGGUAAAAGACAGCAGACAGGUGGGGGGAGCGCGGAUCAUAGAAGGGGAGGGGCGGCUGAGGGGCCCCCUGUAGCUUCAGGGGCCAUCAGGCCAGUGCCCCACCUGGCUGCCCUUUAGAACCGGCCCUGACACACACACUGAUAUAUAUGAGUGAUUUUAUACAUUCUUAGUUUAUUUAUUUUAUUUAGACAGCUUGUAUACCGUUUCACUACAAACAUCUCCAAGCAAAAUGAAGAAUUCCUGUGUUUCAGCAAAGAGGGAGGAGAGAGUCAAAGAGAGUCUGCCCCUUCCUUCACCUCACAGCUAGGGGGAGUGGGUGCACAUGCAACACUCCAUUUGAUUGGUAGAGUCCUCAUUUGCUUCAGAGGCAGAGAUAGUUCCCUCUUGCACUCUGGUUGCAUGCAAAGAAGAAGGUGUCAUGUCUUCAGAAAUAAAAAGAUAGGACCCAGCCAAGGGUUCACUGCCUUUUGUCGCCAAUCCACUGUUGAGAAUGUCAUGCCUUCAUAGGGGUCAGGCUUACAUCCAUGAAUUUCUGGAGUAUUGAAUUUCACGUGUCUCUUGCAGAGGGGUUGGCUGUGUGACUCCAAAGCAAACCAUUAACGUGGGGUGUUCAGGACAAGAGGGUGCAUCCUGCAUCUGGAGAACUUCAGAACAGACACCAGGCUGCGUGCCAUUGGAAGAGCCAUAACUAGCUUGGUGGUGUCAACACAUCCGUACAAUUUUCUGGAAACUAGAUAUGGGAGCUGGGAAUUGUCACUCUCACAAAAUUGUCCCUACAGUGCCUGUGGUUGUAAUUCACUCAAAAUCUCUGUCUCAGUGUUGGAAAUGUUUGUUUUAAACAGGAAGUGAGGGAAGACUCUUCCACAAAAAACAAGGCUUAUCCCUGCACACCAAAAAGCCUUAAGUGAAAAGCGUAUCUGAUUUCGGAUUAAGUGGCGAUGGGGAAGAAAUGUCAUUUUCUUCUGGGCAUAUUUACUGCAGGUUGUUUGGGGUUUUAAAGUUCUUACAUGGUGCCCUUCUCUGCCAGCUGUGGAGUCUGUUUUGACAGCUGCCAUUGAACGUCUGCUUUUGCUCUGGCGAGUUCAAAUGCCAAGUUUUACUAUAGCUAGAAGUUAACGAAUUUGUGAGCAAGAGCUUGAAACAUUCAGGGCCAACCCUAUGUCUGUCCUUGUGUGUUCUCUUGUUUGUUUUCAGCAGUCUAAAGACAAGCCACCUGUGGUGGUGCUUCCCAUUUUUUAACUCCCCACCCCUUUAAAUUGCUCAGCCUUUUCUCAAUACAGUGACAACUUAGUUUUCAGCCUGGCCGCUCUCCUUGCUGAAGAUCUGGCUGCUGCUUCUCUUUCCACCAUCUCUACUUAAACGCUAUCAGGCUGCCAAACUUCAAGCCGAAAAGAGGUGUGCCCUCCUCCCAACAAACUGGUCGCUUCAAAGCCAAAUUGAGUGGGUGAUUACAAAAUAAAACAACCCACUGAAGUUUAACACCCUGCAGGGUCAGUUUUACUAUUUUUUUCUCUAACCCUUUUCUGUCUGAAUAUCCACCACUUCAGCUUUGCACAAAGAUCAAAAGGCCAGAUUUCCCCCCCCCCUUUGGACCACCCCUCCCUUUUUGAAGUUAAAAUGGCUGUGCCCCUGCGUUAGAUUGCUUUUACAUGUCUGUUGGGGCAUCUUCAGUUUCUAAAGAUAACGAAUGGCUCUUGCUAUGCACUCUCUUGUUUGGGAAAGAGAUUCCAGCAUUUAAUCUUGAAACGAGACAUUUCGGGCAAGAGGACCCAGAGAACCGUAUUAAAUUGCAUAGCCCUUUCUUGAAGUCUUGCAUUUCAGAGAGCCUUGUAUAAUGUUGCAGACAAGGUUUCUGCUAGUCUCUUUAGACGGAGGGAGCAUUGGAGGCACAUAGACGUGUUCAUUGUUUUGCCUUGGUUUUAAGGUUAGUUUCAGUGUUGAGUUGAAGAGGUGGGACAUGCUUGCGUCUUACCACAACCACCACCAAAACUCAGCUGGUGCUUCCCUGAAGCCUGCGCAGGAGCAUGAAGGGUAAGUAGGAGUUUCUGAACACGUCAUGGAUCUGUGCAGAGGAGCUGCAGCCAGUCAAGGCGCCUUGGGACCGUGUGUGUGGCCUGUUCCUCACAUGGUCUUGGGACACAUGGAAAAACCUGCUUAGCAUUAUUGUAGCCUUCCCCUGCACGGUGCUCUCCAGCUGGAUGGGGCUGAUGGUCACUGCAGUCCAUAGCAGCAGGAGAGUGCUAUGUUAGGGAAGGCCUGCAGUGUGAAAUGGUUCAGAAAGCUCAAAAUUGGGGUAAGUAGUUGGUUGCAGUGGCAUACCUGGUCAUCUUGCUUCCCUGGAGUAUCUGUUAAUCUCCAGCGCAAUUUUGAAUGGCUUUAUGUUGGGUUUUUUUUAAAAAAACUUAAAAUAAUAUAUAAGAGGGACUGCAGGUUUGGCCAUAGAAGGGGGUUGUCCUGAGUGAGCAUUGUAUAUAUAUAUUGGGUGGAUGUGCUUUGAAUUUCCACUACCUGUGGUCGUCUGCAUGCUCUUCAUUUUAAGAACAGCCGUGUGAAUUUUCGUACCACUGGAACAAAAACAUUUUAGUCUCCAGGCACAAACUCAAAUGAUGAUGAGAGUCCCAAAUCGAGAAGAUGCUUCUGACCAUACCAGUGAGCCUUUCUGUACCAGUGUAGCAAGCCCACCAAUUUGCAUCAAUGUGAAAUCAUGUACUAAAAAAAAGGUGUCUGUUUCUGUGGUGGCUGGUGAAAUCUGAGGAAGAGAAAAGGGUAGGUAAUGAUAUCUCUGUUCUCCUUAGUCCAAAUAUAUUUAACUUGAAAGAAAAUUCUCAACUGGUUGGUCAUUCUUUCCCUUUUGUCUUCAGCGUAACUUGCCUUUCCCAAUGAGACCUCCACGAGCCAAUUCAUCAAAAUCCUUACAUCGUGUAAUUUCUGUGGCUCAGGAGGUUGCUGUAGAAUUAAAACGGCUGUAGUUUGCACACUAGUUCUUCCAUAACUCCAGGCAAAUAAGCAGUCAAGUCCACUGUGUAUAUAUUCAGCUAAUUGUGGAAGUUCCUCUGUGUGGCACAGUGCCCCUUGGCCAAAAUGGGUUUAUCACUGCCAUGCAUACUUGAUACAGAGAAUUCUUGUCCUUGUGAGUAUCAUUCCUAGAUUGAGUAUUUAUUCCCAGACUGGAGAGCCUUCAA